UGUUACGCUCUGCUGGCUAGCUAGCUAGAUGCAACUGUUCGCGGUUUGCUAGACGAGAAUGGAACCAGACGUCAGUUCAAAAAGCAAGAACGGGUUUUGCAGUUGGUGGGCGCUCUGUUGUGUUGGACAGAGAACUAGAUACAACGUCCUGGUGGAUUCCUCAGAGGGUGAAGACAGCUCUAGUGAAACAUGUACAAAUAGGGACAUGUCGGAUGUCACUACUCGAGACCAACCUAGUAAGAAAUUUCGAGGAGAAGCAGUAUCUUCUGCAGAAACCGGGAAGCUUGCCAAAGAGUUAGAAGAAGUAAAGAGUAGACUGACAAUUGCAGAAAGACGAAUAGAUGAGUUGGGAAAAUCACUUGUUCAACAGAAGAGAAGAAUGAUCGUUGAAAGUGCAGGAGAUACAGAAGCUGCAAAUCUAAAGGAGAUGAGACUAUUGCUAAUUUACGGGAACUGCCAUCAUACCGUUGCCGUGAAAUUAUCUGAAACUCUGCAAUCAAGACAAAGUGGUCAAGUGACCGUCAUACCAUAUAAAGACAUACAAUUUGCUAAAGAGGCAUCCUAUUCAAACUACCUGGUCAUAUUUCUUCUGGGAGUAGAAAAUCGGUUCAUUCCUGGAUCACUAGAUGAAAACUUCAAAACUGUCAACAAACUGACUUCUUACACUCCAGUGUUCAUGCCUAUUGUUGUUGAGGGUGGUCUAGCACCAAGAAUAGAAUGUCCAGUUGGAAUGAAAAUGGUAACAGUUGAAACUAUACGUUACAACAUUACAUCAAUGGAAUUAUCAAUGUCAGAAACUGACUUUUCCACAUUGAUUAGAAUACUAACAGAGCAGUUGUAACACGCAGUGAACGUGCGCUAGCUAUUAGUUAUCAAACUUUGUAAGAAAUAAGUCAUGAAUUAACAAUGCUGAUAUUUGUACUGUGAAAUAAAAGUGUGUAGCUGUUGGCUGAAAUUUG
Molecule: messenger RNA, 959 nt
Organism: Corticium candelabrum
Lineage: Eukaryota; Metazoa; Porifera; Homoscleromorpha; Homosclerophorida; Plakinidae
Exons: 6
Coding region: 59-841 (260 amino acids)
Source: RefSeq, a predicted model, not a curated record